Messenger RNA from Lagopus leucura (white-tailed ptarmigan), 5642 nucleotides. RefSeq names its product heterogeneous nuclear ribonucleoprotein A3 (gene HNRNPA3). The coding region runs from base 135 to 1310 and encodes 391 amino acids. The transcript is spliced from 14 exons. Lineage: Eukaryota; Metazoa; Chordata; Aves; Galliformes; Phasianidae. The record is from RefSeq and is a predicted model, not a curated record. Gene Ontology annotation, molecular function: RNA binding.
GUGCCCUUACGUGAGAGGAAGAGGCGGCGCCUGCCCGACGCUGCCAGUAACGGCUGUGCGCCGCGUCUCCACCCCUCAGCGGGCGGCGGUUUCCUAGAUCUAAAAGAAAGGCCGAGUUAGAGUACCCUUCCAAAAUGGCUGCUAUUAAGGAGGAGAGAGAGGUGGAAGAUUACAAGAGAAAAGGAAGACGAUCAUCACAGCAGAAAUACCGUAGACUGAAUAAGGGCCAUGAGCCUAAGGAGCCAGAGCAGUUGAGAAAGCUGUUCAUUGGAGGUCUGAGCUUUGAAACAACAGAUGAUAGCUUGAGAGAGCACUUUGAAAAAUGGGGCACACUCACGGACUGUGUGGUGAUGAGAGACCCACAAACAAAACGUUCCAGAGGCUUUGGCUUUGUUACUUACUCUUGUGUGGAAGAGGUGGAUGCGGCCAUGAGUGCUCGACCACAUAAGGUUGAUGGACGUGUGGUUGAACCAAAGAGAGCGGUUUCAAGGGAGGAUUCUGUAAAGCCUGGGGCGCAUCUCACAGUAAAGAAAAUAUUUGUUGGUGGCAUUAAAGAAGACACAGAAGAAUAUAAUUUACGGGAGUACUUUGAAAAAUAUGGCAAGAUCGAAACGAUAGAAGUCAUGGAAGACAGGCAAAGUGGAAAGAAAAGAGGCUUCGCUUUUGUAACUUUUGAUGAUCAUGAUACAGUUGAUAAAAUUGUUGUUCAGAAAUACCAUACUAUAAAUGGUCAUAACUGCGAAGUGAAAAAAGCACUCUCAAAACAAGAGAUGCAGACUGCCAGCUCUCAGAGAGUAAAAUACUUUGCAGGUCGUGGGGGUGGUUCCGGCAACUUCAUGGGUCGUGGAAAUUUUGGAGGUGGUGGAGGAAACUUUGGCCGAGGAGGCAACUUUGGUGGGAGAGGAGGCUAUGGGGGUGGUGGUGGCGGUGGUGGGAGCAGAGGAAGCUUUGGGGGUGGUGACGGAUACAAUGGAUUUGGUGAUGGUGGCAACUAUGGAGGUGGUCCUGGCUAUGGCAGCAGAGGGGGUUAUGGUGGUGGUGGAGGACCAGGAUAUGGAAACCCAGGUGGUGGAUAUGGAGGUGGAGGAGGAGGAUACGAUGGCUACAAUGAAGGAGGAAAUUUUGGAGGUGGUAAUUAUGGUGGCAGUGGAAACUACAAUGACUUUGGUAACUACAGUGGACAGCAGCAGUCCAAUUACGGUCCCAUGAAAGGUGGUGGCAGCUUUGGUGGUAGAAGUUCAGGCAGUCCCUAUGGUGGUGGUUAUGGAUCUGGAAGUGGAAGUGGGGGCUAUGGUGGUAGAAGAUUCUAAAAAUGCUACCAGAAAAAGGGCUACAGUUCUUAGCAGGAGAGAGAGCGAGGAGUUGUCAGGAAAGCUGCAGGUUACUUUGAGACAGUCGUCCCAAAUGCAUUAGAGGAACUGUAAAAUCUGCCACAGAAGGAACGAUGAUCCAUAGUCAGAAAAGUUACUGCAGCUUAAACAGGAAACCCUUCUUGUUCAGGACUGUCAUAGCCACAGUUUGCAAAAAGUGCAGCUAUUGAUUAAUGCAAUGUAGUGUCGAUUAGAUGUACAUUCCUGAGGUCUUUAUCUGUUGUAGCUUUGUCUUUCUUUUUUCUUUUUAUUUUCCCAUUACAUCAGGUAUAUUGCCCUGUAAAUUGUGGUAGUGGUACCAGGAAUAAACAAAUUAAGGAAUUUUUAACUUUUCAAUAUUUGUGUAGUUCAGUUCUUCCACAUUUGGUACAGAGAACUCUAUAACAGAAAUAAAAUGUAGUUUAGGGUGUUUCCUUGUUAGUAGAGAAGAUUAAUGCAUUUCUCAAUUACUAUUUUGUAUUAAUUUAAAGUUAACAAUAGAAACACCUAUUGAUUUGCAGUCUUAAGGGGUCUAGUCUCAGUGUAUAUAUGUAACUGUCAUUGAUAAGAGUUACAUAGGCAUACAGAGGGAGAACAUCUGUAUGUUGCAUUAUAGUUUGUUUAGAUGUAUAACUAGGAUUGAGUUAUUCAAAUUAGUGUUUGUGAAUUAUAGAACUAAGCUUUACCUUCAAAUGAAAAUUUCAAAUUACUUUUUGGUUUGUGCAUAUUUUUUUAAUUUGUAGUUCUGUAUUAGUAGUAGCGCUUCAAGAAAAUAAGGCAUGAUAAAUAUUUUAACAAGACCAACUUUAGUCACAUUCAAGCUGUCUCCAGUCUCAUUUGAGAUGUAUAAGGGAUAACUGCAGUUGCUGAAGUUCUGGGUGAAGAGAAAAAGAAACUUGCUUUUUACCUUUUUAUUUAUUGUAAUUCCCGAGAAGUCAAGGUGGGGUGGGAAUCAAGUGCCUGUUUCCUUGGGAUAUACAAUGAUUCUGUUUCAAUAAAACUAUACUUUGGGAGGGUGGCUUGGAAUUUUCAUCCCCUUCCUUUCUCCCCUUUCCCCGCUCCCUCACACCGGACUGUGCUGUUUCAAUUAAAUGAGGCAUCAUAGUGAGAGUAAUAGGUAUGUUCCUAAAUAACUUAAUGGCUAUAUACUUUCUUGCAUGCACCCUAGGCAAUUUUCUGGACACAUUCAUCUGACUGGGAGCCAAGGGUAGCACAGGUGUAAUCACUGACAGUCCCAGGUAAUGGCGUUCCAAAAGCCCAUUCACGAGGGGCUAUAAGUAGCAUAGUUUUCAAGCUUUUUCCCUUAUGAAUAUCUAAGCUCAGGUAAGAGCUUGAGGAUGAACCAAAACAUGAUCUGGUUAUAUUUUACUGACCAGUAAUGCUUCCCACAGCAUAGAAUGGUGCAGUUUUAAAUUUCCAGAGGUAGAACGAUAGUGUUUUAUACAGUUGAUUUGAUGCACUGGAGUAGCAAAAUCUUAUCAGCACAUCUGGCUAGAAAUUGUACUCAAUUCUCAUUACUGAACUCCAAAUUAAGGCACUACAAUCUCUGCUUUUCUCAGCUGAUGUCACUUCUCUCUCAACUAUUGCCAGGACAGUGCUUUCUGACAAUUGAGACUCAGAAGAGUAGGGAUACAGUCAAUAGAAGAAAUGUUCAGACACUUGACAAUAUGUGAUAUUGGAAAUUACACCUGUUUCACUUCUGGGUCAAUGUGCAGUAUAAGGUUGAAUGAGAAGCUGCUGCUUGACAAAAUGGGGAAUGUCUUGCACAUCCUCUUCCAUUGAAGGUUUCUGACUGGGUAAGAUUGUAGUGCAUAGUAAAAUGUGUUUUUUGCUUAUUUCCUUGUAGGCUUUCCCUGACCAGCCUUUUGAUAGCAGGGAAAGCUUUAAGUAUAAAGGAGCAAGUGUUCCAAAGAAUGCCAUCCACUGUUUCUUGUUCUGGAUUAGGGGUGUUGGCUGACAUAAUUGCUGUUCAAGAAUCUUCCAUUCCUGGCAGGUACAAUAAUGCUAUGUCAGAGAUCAACAAAAUAGCAAUGAUAAAUGGUUAUAAAUAUGUGCUCUGAUUACCGUUAGGAGUGCACUUCCUCUUUUUUGAGAACAUGUUCUUGAAACUCAGGUGACACAGAAGGGCUCGGAUAUGUAAGCUGUUCCUCACAGUCCAAAGUAGUUCUGUGUUAUCCUGAAGCUCUAACUGACAUUAAGACAUUCUGCGUUUAUGUGAUCAAUGAUUUUCCUUCCCAAUAAAUGCCUUGCCAUACCAAGCAGGUUGUACUUAAACACAGAGUUCCCUUUCAGAUGUUUUGGUUCUUUCAGGGUAGGUUUGUGGAGACUAAUAUUUUAAAGUGAUACCCAGCUGAAAGCACCGCUCUAUAUGGAUGAAUAGCAAUGAAAUUAAUUCAUGGAUUUUAUUUAUUUAUGGUGGGUUUUUUUUUUUUUUUUUUUGCAUGUGGGUUCUUAACUCUUGGAACGUGUAUUUCCUAUUCUGCUGUAUCCCAGCACUAUCCCGUACCUGUAAGAGUCUAUAAUGUAAAAAGUCCUUUGGAUAGUAGUUAACUGUCGGAACUUCUCAAUACCUCUUUGCAUCUUUGCAGUAUUUUUGAAAAGUCUGUUUCUGUUUUUGUGCUCAACUUACUCAGAACAAGACAAAUGGAAUACAUGCAGUUCAGGACUUGGCCAUAUUGCAGACUGAUUCCAGUAGCUGAACUUGCUAGCAGCUGUCUGAACAGCUAGAAAACAAACUUCAUGUUGGAACACAUACAAUCAGAGGUUAACUUGAAGUAUUUUUACAAUGGUAAUGUGCAAAUUUCAUAUAAUCAGGAGAUACAUAGUGAAUGGAAAUCUCAUAGUGAGUAUAUACUUAAAUAAAGUGUUGACAAAUGUUUUUACUUAGGGGUGAGCCAGAAUUAAACCUGCUGCAGUGAGAUCACAGGCUCCUUAGUAUAGCACACUAGGUAGCUUGUUGUAGGUGACUUGCUUGCUAUCUUACCUAGAGGUGAAAAGCACCUUAGUUUUCUCUCUGCUAUGCAGUGUUGUCCUUGUGAGCUGAUGCAGUCACUCAGUGCCACAAGUCGCCAGGGAAAGCAUUCAUGUGCUCAGUUUGUACAAAGGUAUUUGUCCAUUGGGGGAAGGUGGCAAUUUUUUAAAAGGAAAGAUCUUGGAAAAAUGGGUAAGUUCUACUGAACAAAAAUUUCUAGCUUGCAUUGCAGUACUCAGUACAGCAGCCUAGUAAAGCUUUACCCCUCCAUACUGUGGUCUUUAGGUUUUUUUGCACCAAGCGUGUGCAAAGAUAUUCCUUGAGCUAUGUUUGCAGUUGGUUUUGUAGCAUUCCUAUUAGAUUGAUUGGCUUCAGUUACACAUACCUCAUUGGUUGUUUUUUUGUUUGUUUUGUUUUUCUUUCAGAAAUAAAACUUCUCAAAGAUGAUCAAAUCCUUAAGGCAUAUUUGAUCAAGCAUUUUUUUGCCCAAGAGACACACUUCCAAGAGUUAAGGACAUUAUUUUUCUCUAGCAGCUGUAAAUGGAGAUGUAAGGAUGUGAAAAUAAAGUUGCAAAGUAUUGCAGUUCUGUAGAAACUUAUUAAAUACCUCAAACUGUGUGUUAACUCAAAAGCCAUUUGUCCUUCCAGGUAGUAAACGUAUUUGCCCAGAAUGAGCCCAGGCUGAUGCAGAUGCGAUAAAUUGUUUGUUAUUAGACAAUACCGAAACACCAUGGCAUCUUAACUUUGAUAUCCUUUGAAUAUUUUACUAUGGGAAUGGGAAUGCUCCUCCUCUUCCAAGUGUUGCUUGUGUGAUGUACUGACGUACUGGUUUUGCUUCCUGUAUUUAAGCCAUUAACUUUUAUUCACAGACUGUCUGCAUUACAACGGAGCAUUCACAUAUCAGUCUGUGAUCUCUGACAAAUAUUUGUAUCUUGUGUGAAGCAUGAAAGAUCUUGAGUAUCACUAAAAUGCAGAUAUCUGAUGGAUGGAUUCUUUUUCUGCUGUGGGUGCUACAGGUUGACAUCUGUCUAAGAUUAGCUUUUUCCUCAUCUAAAAAUCCAACUAUCUCCGUAGAAGAAAAAUGACCUUCAUGUAGAAGACAAUACUGGAAGAUUGGAAACAGAAUAAUAUAUUAAAAUAACUGGCAAAGACUUCAAGAGCAAUGGUGCUAGUAUGGUGAUAUCUGAUCCUUGUGGUUAAACAAGUUCAAAAAGCAUGGAAGUGAAAAAUUUCAGUAUAGUCCAUAAUGGAUUGAAAUGUUAAAACACUUCAUUUUUGUAUCAAAAUAAAGUGUAUGUUGUCAAAUGACUCACAAUCUUAAA